CUCAGUUCCUCGCUCUUUCUUUCUUUCUUUCUCUAUCACUCACUCCCUCUCUCCCUCUGGUUUUCUCUGUCUUUCUCCCCUUCCUCCCUAUUUCUCUGUAUUAAACCAAAUGCCGUCAACGUUUGUCUCGAUUGUCUUUUUGAUUGGUAUUGUUGUUGAACAUGGAUCAGAAAUCAUUUGAUCUACUAACAGACACUUUGGAUAUACAUUAUGAAGUUCUUGACAAUAUCCACCAAGGCCGAAAAAUAUUUAAAGCAGCAAUAACUUUGACCAAUCAUUGCUCAGUUCCUCUUGAGCCAGGUCCAUGGGCAAUCUAUUUAUGCCACAUCCGCUUGAUUGAGCCAAAAUACUUGUCAAAAAAUUCUUUUGCCGAACUAACUGAAUAUGGUGUGAAGUUUUCACAUGUUAAUGGAAGCCUUUUCAAAUUGGAACCCCUUGAGUCUUUCAAAACACUGACUAAUAAUGAUUCUGUUAAAAUAAUAUUCCUUGCUCAGUAUUAUUCCGUUGCUAAAACUGAUGUUCUGCCUAAUUGGUAUAUGACUUAUCCUGAUUUGAUUCCUCGCAUCAUCAAGUGCACAGCUGAUGAAGAUCUUAAUUUCGUGGGUCAAUUUAACAAACCAUCUCAAUGGAAACGUUACGAUUAUGAAUUAGCUGAUGGCAAACGACGUUAUGACAUUUAUGAUCCUUUUACACCAAAGGUUCGCUUUGAAAGGAACUUGUCUGCUUACAGCUCUAAUGAAGAAAUUAAACCAGUUAUACCUACGCCACUCCAAAUGGUUUGCAGUAAAACCAAAUGUAUCUAUUUGAGAGAAGGAAACUGGGUAAUAUAUACUAAAGAUCUAACUCUGUCCAAAGAUGCUGAGUAUCUCUCAGGAAAGCUACAGCUAAAAAUUGUUUCUCAGCUCCCUGAAACUAAGUACAUUUAUCUUAAAUUAGUUCCAUCUGUGCAACUUCCACCUCAAAAGCAUUCACUUAUUUCUAAGGAGGCUUAUACACUUACUGUUGAUUGCCUAGAAGAUGUGAUUGAAAUAACUGCCAGCACUUCUCAAGGUCUAUUCUGGGGGAUCCAGUCUUUAUUAAGUCUUUAUAAGGAUGAACGUAUUCCAGAAGUGAAAAUCGUUGAUGCUCCAAGAUACGAAUAUCGUGGUCUUCAUGUCGAUGUCGUAAGAAACUUCCAUGGAAAACAAGAAAUGUUCAAACUCAUCGACAGCAUGAUUAUGUACAAGAUGAACAAAUUACAUUUGCAUUUAACAGAUGAUGAAGGAUGGCGGAUUGAAAUCCCUGGUCUUGAGGAGAUGACAUCUGUUGGCGGAUAUCGCGGUCAUAACGCCUCUGGAGACUGUCACAUUUUACCAUUAUUGGGUUCUGGCCCAAAUUCUGAUACAUCAGGUUCUGGUUACUAUUCAGUCAAAGACUAUAGAGAAAUUCUACUUUAUGCUACUGAACGCCAUGUUGAGAUUAUCCCCGAGGUGGACAUGCCAGGACAUUGCAAUGCUGCUAUUCAAGCUGUCAAAUCCCAUUACGAAAAACUCUGUUCUGCUGGUAAAAUGGAAGAAGCUGCAAAAUAUAUGUUGCAUGAAUCAAGCGAAGUCCAGAGUUCGGUAACAACUCAAUCCUGCCAGUUAUUUCAUGAAAACCUACUGAAUCCAGGCCUUGAAUCAACUUUUAAUUUUGUUGAAAUGGUGGUGUUAGCUUUGAAGGAGAUGCACGAAGACAUAGCUCCCUUGAGGGUGUUCCACUUUGGUGGAGACGAAGUCCCGAUUGAUAUGUGGGAAGAAUCACCAGCUUGUCGAAAGCUCUUCAAUUCUUCUGAAGACAUAGUGACUUUGGAUGAUCUUUUAGAACAUUUUGUGCGUAGAGUAGCUGCCAUUGUUUAUAAACAUGGUUUAAGCCUGGGAGCUUGGCAAGAUGGUAUGGUGUCUAUCGAUGGACCGUUCGAACGUUCUAGUAUACCCCAGGAAGAUGUUCUUGUGUAUGCUUGGCAGAAUGUUUGGGAAUCAGGAAAAGCUAAUAUUGCCUAUAUGCUGGCUAAUGCUGGAUAUAAAGUUGUCAUGUCUCAGGCUACACACCUUUAUUUUGACCACCCUUAUGAACCAGAUCCUGAAGAGAGAGGUCUUUAUUGGGCAGCCCGGUUUAUAGACACUGAAAAAGUGUUUAAGUUCAUUCCAGAUGACCUCUAUGCUAACGCUGAUUAUAAACUGACGGGUGAACCUCUUUCUAUUGAUGAUAUUAAAACUUAUGAGAAGAAAAUAGUGAACCUAAAAGUUCCUGAAAACAUUAUUGGGAUCCAAGGUCAACUGUGGUCAGAACUAGUCCGUACAUCUGAACAACUGGAGUGUAUGGUAUUUCCUCGUCUUAUAGCUAUGGCUGAAAGGGCAUGGCACAAAGCAAGCUGGGAAGAUGAAACAGACAAAUGCAAAAGAGAUGCUGAAUCAACAAAAGAUUGGGCCAGCCUUGCUAAAACACUUGGUACAAAAGAAUUAUCUCGAUUGGAACAGGCACAUAUAGCUUAUCAUUUAGUGCCACCUGGUGCCAGGUUCCUUGAAGAUGGAAGAUUAGAGGUGAAUUGUACUUAUCCUGGCCUUCCAAUUCAGUACAGUAUUGAUAAUGGAGAAACUUGGACCACUCAGUCUAAUGAGCCGAUUCACAUUCCCAGCAACACUAAAGUUUUAUUGCAAACCAGCUCUACUGACAGGCACCGGUCCAGCAGACAGAUUGAAUUGCUAAGUCCAAAUAUAAGUUAAUAAGUCUUUAAACUUUUCUCUCAGCUUUCUCCUGCCACUCACUGCAAUGACUGUAUUUUUUAUAGCUCAAUUUCUGCCAAUGCAUUCUUGAAAUAUUCUUGUAUUUGGAUAUCUUUAUAAAAAUAAAGAACUGACAUUAUCAUGUCUUUAAACGUA
Messenger RNA from Octopus sinensis (East Asian common octopus), 2900 nucleotides. RefSeq names its product N,N'-diacetylchitobiase. Gene Ontology annotation, biological process: carbohydrate metabolic process; ganglioside catabolic process; glycosaminoglycan metabolic process. Gene Ontology annotation, cellular component: membrane. The transcript is spliced from 8 exons. Lineage: Eukaryota; Metazoa; Mollusca; Cephalopoda; Octopoda; Octopodidae. The record is from RefSeq and is a predicted model, not a curated record. Gene Ontology annotation, molecular function: beta-N-acetylhexosaminidase activity; polysaccharide binding. Bases 162 to 2744 code for a protein of 860 amino acids.